AAGCUUUAAAUCUUCAUGAAGGGACAAACUGAUGACAGGAAACGUCAUCACAAUGAUUUUAUCAAUACUCCAUUAGAUAUCAAAAGUAUAUUUCUUUAUUGAUAUUGAUGCUUCACUUUUUUCUUUCAGAUAUUUUAAAAUUAUUAAUAUUUAGAUAGUUUUUUCUAGUUGUUUUUGAAGGGAAAGAGCAGCAGAAUAUCCAUCACUAUGGCACUUGACUCUGAGUUUGGUGUGAAGGGCAGCAGCAUCAUCAGGGAGUGGAGCGGACAGGUCCAUCCGGCUCUGGUGGCCUCCUUGGUUUUCCUGUUCUGCCUGGAAGCCUGUCUGUGGGUCAGGAACCUCCGGCUCAAGAGAAGACUCCCGGGACCUUUCGCCUGGCCGGUGGUGGGCAACGCCAUGCAGCUGGGCCAGAUGCCUCACAUCACCUUCAGCAAGCUGGCCAAGAAAUAUGGCAACGUGUACCAGAUAAGACUGGGUUGCAGCGACGUGGUGGUCCUGAACGGAGACCAGGCGAUCCGCGAGGCUCUCGUCCAGCACAGCAUAGAGUUUGCAGGCAGACCAAACUUUUUGUCGUUCCAGAUGAUCUCUGGAGGCAGGAGUUUGACGUUCACUAAUUACGGCCAACAGUGGAAAGCACACAGGAAACUUGCUCAGUCAACCCUCAGAGCCUUUUCCUCUGCAAACAGCCAGACCAAAAAGACCUUUGAGCAGCACAUCAUAGAUGAGGCCACAGAGCUGGUGCAGGUAUUUUUGCAGCGGGGCUCACACGGACAGUGUUUUCACCCAGCUCACGAGCUGAAAGUGGCUGCUGCUAACAUCAUGUGUGCACUCUGCUUUGGGAUGAGAUAUGGACACAAUGACUUGGAGUUCACAACCCUUCUGCAGAGGCUGGACAGGUUUGGAGAGACAGUAGGGGCAGGCAGUUUGGUGGACGUCAUGCCCUGGCUGAAGUCUUUCCCUAACCCAGUCCGCAGUCUCUACAAAAACUUCAAAAACAUCAAUGAGGAGUUUUUCACCUUCAUCAAAGAUAAGGUGCUGCAGCACAGAGAGUCGUUUAACCCCGAAGUGACCCGAGACAUAAGCGACGCCAUCAUCAAUGUGAUCGAGAACGGAGAGGACAGCAAGCUGAGCAAGGAUUUUGUUGAAGCGACUAUCACAGAUCUGAUUGGAGCCGGUCAAGACACCAUGUCGACGUUCAUGCAGUGGAUUAUUCUCCUCCUGGUCAAGUAUCCAGACGUGCAGGUCAAGCUGCAGCAGCUGAUCGACAGAGUGGUGGGCAGGGACAGGUUGCCCUCCACCGAGGACAGACCCAACCUGGCGCUCCUGGACGCCUUCAUCUACGAGACCAUGCGCUUCACCAGCUUCGUCCCCGUCACCAUCCCCCACUCCACCACCUCCGACGUCACCAUUGGAAGCCUCCACAUCCCCAAGGACACCGUCGUCUUCAUCAACCAGUUCUCCGUCAACCACGACCCGCUGAAGUGGAAGGAGCCGCACGUGUUCGACCCCACGCGCUUCCUGGACGAAAACGGGGGCCUGGACAAGGACAGAACCAACAGCGUGAUGAUUUUCUCCACAGGUAAAAGGCGCUGCAUCGGCGACCAGAUCGCCAAAGUGGAGGUGUUUUUAUUCACAGCAGUUCUGCUGCACCAGUGCAGCUUCGAGAGUGACCCCUCAGAGCCCCUCACCCUCGACUGCUCCUACGGUCUAGCACUGAAGCCCCUCAGAUACGGCAUUAGCACCAAGCCUAGGGGAGAGUUGCUAGUCAAGGCUUCUCCUGAAUGAGCAGCACGCCUCCGUACUGUGACUCUAGGACACACUUUGAAUAAAAUAUUUAACAGCAUCAAUAUACCUGCACUUAACUGUAAAAAAAGCAUAUUUAACAGAAAUAUUUAAAACGUAUAGUCUGUUUGAAAUCUCAGAAUGGAUUACAUUUUGUGUGUACUUGUUUUCAACCUUCUAUUGAGCGUGUGUGCUUCAAUAAAUGCAUUUAAACUACUAUAACCACAUAUGUAAGAUCAUGUGAAUGUUAUAAAGUCACUUGAUGGUUCUCAUUUGUCUUGUGUAAAUAUAUUCUAACUGUGCUGCCGAAGUCAUAGAUCAGGUAAAAAGUAAUUUAAGUUCAAUCACCAGCUACUGUACUUAAAGCAUAAGAACCGAUGAAACAGCAGGAUGACGAAAAGAGAACAAAAUGAAGGGAUUUCCUUUGAGGACCAAGAACUCUCAAACUUUGAGUUUACUGUACAAGCACUGCAGCUACCCCCAUGCAUGCCAUCUCAGCAGUCCAACAGAGCACAUGUGCAGCUAGUUCCUCUCAGUCGUGAGCUCUCCUCAAAACCAUGUUUGUUUACAGGAACUUUUUUUUUUUUUUUUUAAUGGAUGUCACUACACUCGCCUCUGUGUUCAAGAUUUGAUGUUAUAAUGCCCAAGAGACAUGUUUUUGUUUGUUUGUUGAGGCACAAAAGGAAGAAAGGAUUUAACUCUGCUUGUUCUGAAUGUAAAAGUAUAAAGUUGUACUUGGAAAUUCACUGAGAUUUUACAUGAAGGAAAAAUAAGCUGUAUUUGAAACAAAUAAAGUGAUUUUUGAUGAUGUAUUGUGUGCAUAUUGAUUUUUCCACUAAAA
Molecule: messenger RNA, 2623 nt
Organism: Oryzias melastigma (Indian medaka)
Lineage: Eukaryota; Metazoa; Chordata; Actinopteri; Beloniformes; Adrianichthyidae
Product: cytochrome P450 1B1-like
Exons: 1
Coding region: 208-1785 (525 amino acids)
Biological process (GO): hormone biosynthetic process; progesterone metabolic process
Molecular function (GO): iron ion binding; heme binding; steroid 17-alpha-monooxygenase activity
Source: RefSeq, a predicted model, not a curated record